AUCCCCAUGGCACGGAUGAUAGUUUUCAAUAUUUAGAAACUAAAGGUUUACUCUCUUGGUUUCUUGCCAAAAAACAUGGAAGUGGCUGUUGAGCUUGAAGAUGAUCUGUUUUUUGCAGACUUAAGCGAGCGGAUCUCUCUGCUAAUCAUGGAUGAUGAAGAGCCGGUUUCAAGAUGUACUUCAGUUUAUUUCCAGACAUUCUGUGGAGCAAAUUAUCCAAUAACACAAUCAUCGCAUCUCCAAGAGCAAAUCUGCAGAAGAGAAAGCAAAGGCACAGGAGUUUUUAUCCCAAAGGCAUCACAUCCAAGAAGGAAGCAUAGGCAAGGCAAAUACAGUUCAUUCAACAGAAAGUCUAACAGUCAGCAUGAUAACACUACAAAAAUGGCUUCUCAAGCAUGUUUUAAUCAUUCUUUUUACCCUGGCAAAGGCUAAGGAUAAACAUCUUCCAUCUUCAUCAAGGGUAACUUAAUAAAGGGAAAUCACUACUAAUCCUCUAGUCAACAACUGCCGAUGGCAUGUUAG
Molecule: messenger RNA, 522 nt
Organism: Hibiscus syriacus
Lineage: Eukaryota; Viridiplantae; Streptophyta; Magnoliopsida; Malvales; Malvaceae
Exons: 2
Coding region: 76-432 (118 amino acids)
Source: RefSeq, a predicted model, not a curated record